Molecule: messenger RNA, 1158 nt
Organism: Sclerotinia borealis F-4128
Lineage: Eukaryota; Fungi; Ascomycota; Leotiomycetes; Helotiales; Sclerotiniaceae
Source: the annotation of a GenBank genome assembly
AUGCCUUCUUUAGCAGAUCUCUACAACCUCCCAGUGGAUACAGUAACUUCCGCUUCAGAUCUCUAUAGCAUCACAAAUACACCUUGGAUAGCCAAAAAUACACGCGAAGAGCCCAUAGUCAUUUCAGACGAAGAUUACAAUAACUUCGCCACCGUCAUUAUCGGUCCCCCCUCCCAUCCAAUCCACGUAAUCUGGCCCUCCAAACUCUUCAGCCUCAACUCUCUCUUCUUCCGCAGCAUUUUCCAUCCCAGAACCCCCACAACCGGGGACCUCACACCCCUCUACAUCCACAGCCUCCGUCAGCAAUUCCUCACCACCUCCCGCAUCCCAUUCCCAUGCAUCACCGCAUCUCAAUGCGACGCCUUUGCCAUUUUCUUCUCCUGGAACACGUUCGGCUGCCUCUGUUAUGCAAAAGAAUACGCAGGAAUCACCAGCGACGAUGUGUACGAGCGAUUGGAUCAAUAUGUGAAGCUCUGGUAUCAGAUGCUCGAAUGCUAUAAAUUAGCUCAAUACCUUAUCGCGCCUAAAUUUGGGAAUGAAGUGACGGAUACCAUGAUUUUGGCUCUGAGAGAAGAAACUACGUAUCAGACGAAGCGGAGAAAAAUCGAGGAUGAUCUCGCUCUUCGUGAAUUUCGUGAUGAUCUUGGCGAUUCUUCGACUGAUGGAACACCUGGAAAUCAGGAUCUGGGACUGGAAGUACCCGGUCCGAAUAUUGGUGGAGGUCAGGGUGAUGAGGAGGAGACUUUGGACAAUUCGAUUGAUCAAAUGAAUGGAGUUCCUAGGCCCAGCGAUCGACGAGCAAUUAAGCCCCCCGAAAUUCGUCACGUACUCGGAGGCACCCCAAAACAAAUCACGGAACUGCAUGCGAAUACAAAUCCGGGAUCACCAUUAAGGAGAAUGAUCAUCGAUAUGAUAGUUUCCUAUUCAAUCCAUUAUCCGCGGUACUACGGACAGAAUGGGGGGCUUGGGGAGUUACUCUGGGGUUCGGCCCAAGGAACCGAGGGAGAAUUGAGGGUGUCGAUGGAAUUCGUGAGGGAUUUAUUGGCGGCAUAUAGGAAGGCGGCAAAGAGAGAGGGGGGUCAGAGAGAUAUGCAGAAGGUGGAUGCUUGUAAGUAUCAUGAUCAUAAGAAUGGUGGGGCUUGUCCGACUACCCUAUAA